Messenger RNA from Cooperia oncophora, 591 nucleotides. NCBI's taxonomy places the organism in Eukaryota, Metazoa, Nematoda, Chromadorea, Rhabditida, Trichostrongylidae. The record is from the annotation of a GenBank genome assembly.
AUGAAACCACAAAUCGCUCUGUUGCUUUUGUACAGCCUAUUAUUCGUAGAGGGAGGCUUUGAAGAAAGGAAAAAAUUCCACGAUUGGCUAUGCCAAAAAAGUCCGUCUCUGCAAAGUUGUUCUAAGCCUUUCACCAUGUCAACCUACAGGAAGGAACUGGCCACUUUCCGCAGAAAUAAAGAAUUGAUGUUCCAAAAGGCAUCAACUAAUGGGAGAAUCGAGGAUGAUUCUAUUGAAGAAAGUGAUGACGACUACGAAUUUUAUUUGUGGAAGAAAUACCUCUACCGAAAAUACCGUAAACUUCUCCGAAAAUUGAAAGAAGAGAGAAGUGAAGAGGAAACUCUUAGGGCGAUCACAACAGGGCAGCAACGUUACAACAGCGUGAGAAAUAGCCAAUACUACACUUAUCCGAGCUACUACAGACAACCGCGUUAUCGACCCGCUUCUGCUGGUUCAUUUCCGUCCUUCGGCGGUGGUGGUUUGAGCGGUUUGAGUAACCUUUUCAGUUUUGGAAUAAGCAACGGGGUCGGCGUCGGAACUCCCAUUGGCAAUUUCGGUGUUUCAAGUGGAUUCGGUCUAGGAAUCGGAUGA